This is a messenger RNA of Acanthoscelides obtectus, 840 nucleotides long. The record is from the annotation of a GenBank genome assembly. Lineage: Eukaryota; Metazoa; Arthropoda; Insecta; Coleoptera; Chrysomelidae.
GCACAUUUCUACCGACUUUUUGCCGAACGUGGCAACGGUGUUCAACGGCAAGUGGUGGAUGCGUACACAGAAUUUACAAACAUCUGAUGUUUGUUGUUGUGCACAGUGAAUUUGUUGCGAGUAUUCAAAAGUGUUUUCAGGUUGUUUUAGCGGCAAUUAUAGCAUUGUUAUCAUUGAUAGACAAUUUUCAAAGACAAUGGGACGUUGGAAGUGCAUUCUUUGUGGAGUUAGCAGUGAAAAAACUGAGGCAACCUUCCACAGGUUUUCUAGUGAAGAAAAAACAAGAAGAAUGGUGGAUUAUCCUCAAUAUUGACAUAAAUGAUUUACCACUUCAUGCCUCUAUUUGCGCAAAUCAUUUUCACAAAAGUGAUUUAAUAGAAGGCAAAAGAACUCAACUAAAGCAUUCAGCAGUUCCAUCAGUAGAGCCUUUGAGGCAAACAGAUGAUUCCAGUGAUGAGGAGAAUGAAAUCAAUCUUGCCCAGGAAAUUGCCCUAUAAUCCAACUUAAGCUCCACAAUAAAUGUAGUCUCAAAAUCUUCCUAAACAAUAUUUCAUACAGGGUUGACCAAACAGACUAUUGUACAAUAUGUAAUACUCGAAAGACCGAAUCUUUAGGACAUCUCCUCUUGGAAUGUCCAUUAUACAAUCCAUUGAGCAUAUUCUGUCAGAUCGUUUGAACCAAAUCUGUGUCUUUGCUUGGCUAAAUAAAACGAAUGAGUUGAAUUUAUGAUACAAACUUUUAAAAUACUUUAGGGAACUAUUUAAGCUAAGAUCUUUCUUAAGGAAUGAAUAGUUUUUUUGUGCCUUCAAUAUCAAGACAGAAUAUUUGAAUUGAUGCGUC